Momordica charantia (bitter melon) is the source of this 1756-nucleotide messenger RNA. Its product is annotated as Polynucleotidyl transferase, ribonuclease H-like superfamily protein. The record is from RefSeq and is a predicted model, not a curated record. NCBI's taxonomy places the organism in Eukaryota, Viridiplantae, Streptophyta, Magnoliopsida, Cucurbitales, Cucurbitaceae. Gene Ontology annotation, molecular function: 3'-5' exonuclease activity; nucleic acid binding.
CUGUGUUUAUUGUUUCUCGGGUAAUUUUCAUUUUUUUAGCUGGACAAUUACGAAGGGGGAGAUCACCUUUAGAAUGGUUAAUAGGUGCCUUAACCAUUUAAAUUAUGUUUAAAUUGAUAAUCUUUAAUUAGUUUGAUGAAGGGAAUUUUAUAAAUGGGGUCGAUACAAUAUGAAUGUUUUUGGGUUGAUUAUUGACCAUUAAUGUUUAAGAAAUUAAUAAUUUUUUUAUUUCAAAAUUUCAAAAUUCGUGACAUGAGUUAUUGCCCAAAGGCAAAUCAAACAAGUCCAUGCAUCUUUAUUUUAGGUUUUUCCGUGGCCUAAAUUCUCAUCCCACAUAUACGGCUAAAUAUAUUAACUUAAAUUUUAUUUUAUCUUUUCAUUGAUUAAUUAAGAGUAGCAAAAAUAUGGAAAGAAAUAUAUGAUAGGGCAGAAUCAUCUUCGUUAAGAAGACCUGGCUUCAAAGGUUCCAUCAAUAUUCCAAAACGAUACUGCUUGAAAAUAGUUUUUGCUGUCAUAUCAAAAAGCAAUAGAAAAGAUGCAACAAAAGUCAUUCUUAACGUUUCUUUAUGAUCAAUUUUCUGUUAAUCUGGAGUUUGGUUUGCAAAGAACAGCCUCCGGAAGCUAAGGACUUCUUCAUCCAAGGACCAAGCUCUUGACUUUAGCUUCAAGACAAUCAAACCCCCUACACCAAGAAUCCUCUCUUUUCUUCACCCAUUUAUAAACCACUCCAUUCCCAUGGCGUCGAAGACUAAGAACACAAACAAAACAAAACUUGAGCCUGCAACUAUUUCCCAGAAUACCCAAUGGAGGCUUCAAGUUCGUGCAAGGAUGGUGCAGCCGAGAUCGUCUUCUUCGACUUGGAAACCACGGUGCCGAAUAGAGUGGGGCAGCGGUUUCGAGUAUUGGAAUUUGGUGCCAUUGUUGUCUGCCCCCUUAAGCUCGUGGAGCUUGAGAGCUUCACCACCCUCAUUAGACCAACGGAUUUGUCAGCCGUCACUUCGAGGUCCAGCCGACGUGACGGGAUAACAAGAGAAACCGUUGCAACUGCACCAUUGUUUGAGGAAGUUGCGGACAAGAUAUUCAGCAUCUUGAAUGGAAGGAUAUGGGCAGGCCAUAACAUUCAAAGAUUUGACUGUGUUCGUAUCAGGGAGGCGUUUGCAGAGAUUGGCAGGCCUGCUCCUACGCCAGUCGGGAUGGUUGAUUCUUUAGGAGUCUUAACUGCAAAGUUUGGCAAGAGAGCUGGAAAUAUGAAGAUGGCAUCAUUGGCUUCUUACUUUCAGCUGGGGCAGCAAAAGCACAGGAGCCUCGACGAUGUUCGUAUGAAUCUAGAGGUCCUCAAGCAUUGUGCUACUGUUCUGUUUCUGGAAUCGACCCUCCCAAGCAUAUUACACGGAAAGUGGAAAACUUCAUCCACCACAACAACUCGAAACAGAGCCAACGGGAAGUUGCAUUGCAGAGAAGAAAGUAGUCGAAAAUCUCCUCCAACGUCACCAGGAUAUCAACUGAGAUCAGUUCCUUAUGCAAGAGAGAGAUUGGGAAUUGGAAAGGUUCAGUUACAGAUGACAGAAAAGGUAAAGAAUGUACUCUGCAGAGCUCAGGGAAAACAGAAUUUUGACAUCUUACUCGAACAUUCUCGUUCGCUGCUACGAUGACUCGAACCAAAUAGAUAUACCAUCUUGUUGAUAAGAACCUUGUCAUUUGGAAAGUGUUUCUUCUUGGGAGAGAUUCUUUAAUGCACAUACAUGAAAAUUGAAAA